Messenger RNA from Pundamilia nyererei, 2231 nucleotides. RefSeq names its product secretory carrier membrane protein 2, like (gene scamp2l). Gene Ontology annotation, cellular component: trans-Golgi network membrane; recycling endosome membrane. Lineage: Eukaryota; Metazoa; Chordata; Actinopteri; Cichliformes; Cichlidae. The transcript has 9 exons. Bases 267 to 1283 code for a protein of 338 amino acids. The record is from RefSeq and is a predicted model, not a curated record. Gene Ontology annotation, biological process: protein transport.
GACUGGCUCUCAUUUCGACACACACAUAAUCGGCGUGGACAGACUGUCACGAGAACCGCUCAUUUGAAACCAAUUCACAUUACUGCUAAAAAUAAAGGAGGGCUAAUUGACUCCGGCCAACCUUCGGUGACGCGGCCCACACAAGCGACGCAUGCGCAGUGCCGCCGGCGUCGCACAGCACCAUCAGUAGGAGCAGGACCAGCGAGAGCCGCCGGGGAGAAGGGUGCCGUCGUUGUUUAUUUUACGCAAUAUAAACUUUUCUCGCAAUGUCGGGUUUCGACAGUAACCCUUUCGCUGACCCAAUGGACGUAAAUCCCUUCCAGGAUGCUUCAGUCACACAAGCCACCAGCAGAGUCAAUGACAACGUCGGGGAGUACAACCCAUUCUCUUCACCAGAAAUGGGACAGCACUCUGGGACGACAAUCCCUAUCUCUGCUGCACCCUCUCAACCAGCUGUACUACAGACAUCUGUGGAGCAGAACCCAAAAGCUAAAGCAGCUGCUGCCCAGGCUAACCUGAUCAAACAGCAGGAGGAGCUGGAGAGGAAAGCAGCAGAGCUGGAGCGGAAGGAACAGGAGCUAGAGAACAGGAGGCAGGCAGGCAGCGCAUCGAACCCCGGAGCUAAAGAGAACAACUGGCCACCUCUUCCAAGGUUCUUCCCUAUAAAGCCCUGCUUUUAUCAGAAUUUUGAGGAGGAAAUCCCCGAGGACUACCGCAGGAUGUGCAAGAGAAUGUACUACCUCUGGAUGUUCCACAGUGCCACUCUCUUCCUCAACGUGCUGGCCUGCCUGGCUUGCUUCACCAUUGACAGUAACUAUGGCGUUGACUUUGGUCUGGCUAUUCUUUGGUUCAUUCUGUUCACCCCUGUGGCCUUCGUCUGUUGGUACAGGCCGGUCUACAAGGCCUUUAGGUCUGACAGCUCUUUCAGCUUCUUUUUCUUCUUUUUCGUCUUCUUCUUCCAAGUGGCAGUUUACAUUAUCCAAACUGUGGGGAUUCCCCAUUGGGGCAACAGUGGAUGGAUAACAUCAAUCACCAUCAUCAAGGCGAACCCGGCUGUGGCUGUGGUUAUGAUGGUAGUGGCUGGAUUUUUCACUGUAAACUCUGUGCUGGCUGUCAUCCUGCUGAAAAUGGUCCACUCUAAAUACAGAAACACAGGUGCCAGCUUCACCAAGGCCCAGCAGGAGUUUUCACAAGGUGUCCUGAGCAACCGAACUGUCCAAAAUGCUGCUACCUCCGCUGCUACCUCCGCUGCCCAGGGAGCCUUUGGCAGCAGCCAAAAUUAGUGUGAUUUCUACAAGUUUUGUGUCUCUGGCUAUUCUCUUUUCUGACCAGCAUACCGGGCUAGCCACGUCCCAACAUUAUGCAGUUGGUGUAAAGGAAUUUUUAGGGAAAAGGGCAAAAAGCAAGUAACUUAUGAGUAAUAUACCAAGUGGGGUGUCUCAGUUCUCCAUGUCCACUAAAAAACUAAAUAAUAAUAAAGAUUGUGUAAUUUAGGAAGAUGUGUAGCUAAAGUCAUCUUCCAAGAAUAGGAACCUACCCUCAGUUAAACUUUAUUUGUAUAGCACCUUUGAUGAAGGACAGUGCAAUUCAAAGAGCUUCAUAGAUGAUUGACGAACUAAUAAUGAGAUGGUACAUUAAUUUAAAAAAAAAAAAAAAAAAAAAGGUAAAAAGAUUAUAAAAUGCAAAAAUAAAAUGGAUGGAACUUGUAAAGACCUGCACAGAUCUCAUCAGCAUAUGUCAUAUUCAUUUAUGCUUUAGAGAAAUGUCCAGUAGGAAAUCUGAAGCUGGGGUUUAAAGAGCAAGGUGAGGCCGCCACACAAAUAAAAUUGUAACAUUUCAUCACUGCAUCGCUAUUGAAAGCAUUUAACAGAGUAGACUAAAGAGAUACAUGUGAGAUGAUCUGCAAUACAAGAAACACUGAUUUAAAUCCAGUAAUUCUUAAAGAUCCCGGUAAAAAGUAUCAGGAUUUUUUCCUGCUAAUGUAGGAAUGACAUACUGAGGCUUGAAAUAUAAACUCUUUGUCCAAGGUUGGAUUCUCACUUGACACGAGAAUGUUUUUUUUUUUUCCCCAUCUGUGAACAAUGGAUCUACAAAAUGUUUUUCACAUUACAGCAGCAUACAGAACCUUGCAGGAUAACUAUCCUGACUAUAAGUGCAUUAAUACCGAUAAUACGCUUUAUGCACAGUGGAUGUCCUGUAAAAGUAUAAAUGAUAAUAAAUGCAUACUGUUA